This is a messenger RNA of Funneliformis geosporum, 234 nucleotides long. Lineage: Eukaryota; Fungi; Glomeromycota; Glomeromycetes; Glomerales; Glomeraceae. The record is from the annotation of a GenBank genome assembly.
AUGGAUCAUGAUAUAUGUUGUGUGAUAUCGCAAUUGGUGUGUGACAAAAGUGAUAUUCAAUAUCAGAAAAUUGAUUUUUUAGGUAUUCGAGGUGUCACUCAAAAAAAUUUUUCAUCAGAACCGUCACAAUGCAUAAUUGACCUCAACCUUCCAAAUUGGGCCAUCAAAAAUGAAUAUGCUUGGAUUUCAAGACAAGUUACUUUACCGGAAUCGUUUUUUCAUGACCAAUGUUAA